This is a messenger RNA of Halichondria panicea, 2136 nucleotides long. Its product is annotated as ATP-dependent DNA helicase Q1-like. The record is from RefSeq and is a predicted model, not a curated record. Gene Ontology annotation, molecular function: nucleic acid binding; 3'-5' DNA helicase activity; four-way junction helicase activity. Gene Ontology annotation, cellular component: chromosome; cytoplasm. Bases 43 to 2046 code for a protein of 667 amino acids. The transcript is spliced from 3 exons. Gene Ontology annotation, biological process: double-strand break repair via homologous recombination. NCBI's taxonomy places the organism in Eukaryota, Metazoa, Porifera, Demospongiae, Suberitida, Halichondriidae.
CUGUGUCUCUCUUCGGGAUCACACUACCCACAUGGCUGAUAAAUGGAAGUAGAGAGGCUGUGUACUGAGUUGUUAGAGGUGGAUACACAGCUUGCUUCCCUACAAACAGAGCUAGAUAUUCUAUUUCAAAGACAAGAAGAGCUACAAGAGAGGAAGAGCCUACUGAGUGCCCAGCUAGAGUCAAUACAGGCAGUGAAACAGCAAGAGGAAGACACUCAAUCUCAGAGGGCAGACUGGGAGGAUGGAGUAUUCCCAUGGACGGACAAACUUCAAGCUACUCUGAAUUCUAUCUUCAAGCUCGAUUCGUUUCGUCAUCUUCAGCUGUCAUCCGUUAAUGCCACUCUCUCAAAAAGAGAUAGUAUCCUAAUAAUGCCAACUGGUGGUGGAAAGAGCCUCUGCUAUCAGCUACCCACCUGUAUGAACAGUGGACUCACUCUUGUCGUCUCUCCUCUAAUCUCCCUCAUGCAGGAUCAGCUACUGGCUGUGCAGUCUCUCCAGAUCGAAUCAAACAUGCUGAACGCUUCUACACCCAGAGACGAGGUCACUCGUAUUCAUCGAGCAAUAUCUGUUAAAGGCUCUACUCUUAAAUUACUAUACGUCACUCCAGAGAGGAUUGCAAAAAGCAAACGAAUCAUGUCAUCACUCGAGAAAGCAUACAAACUGAAGCAGCUGUCUCUCAUUGUCAUUGACGAAGUGCAUUGUGCCAGUCAGUGGGGCCAUGACUUCAGACCAGACUACAAGAAACUAGGUGUUCUAAAAACUCAAUUUCCUGAUUGUCCUAUACUCGGCCUCACUGCCACGGCAACCUCAAAGGUACUAGUGGAUGUGAAGGAGAUGUUAUCGCUCCCACGGUGCCUGAUUUUUAGAGCCUCCUACAACCGGUCCAACCUGUUUUAUGAUGUGAGAUCAAAGUCCAACUCGCACAAGGCUCAGGUUGAGGAGAUGGCUCAGUUGAUAAAAACCAAGUACAAAAAUGCUUCCGGAAUCGUGUACUGUUUCUCUCGGAAGGAUUGUGAGGAGGUCACUUCUGAUCUGACAAGAUUGGGAGUUAAGGCUGGAUGCUAUCACGCUGACAGAACAGGCCAGGAGCGAACCAGAGUCCACAUGAACUGGCUCAAGGGAUCUAUUAAGGUUAUUGUGGCUACCAUAGCGUUUGGAAUGGGCAUAGACAAGCCUGAUGUUCGCUUUGUCAUCCACCACAGCCUCAGCAAGUCAAUGGAGAACUACUACCAGGAGAGUGGGCGUGGUGGGAGGGACGGUGCCCCAGCCGACUGUGUCCUAUUCUUCAGAGCAGCUGACGUCUUCAGACAGAGCACCAUGGUGUUCACAGAGCACACUGGAUUGCAAAACUUCUACACAAUGAUUCGAUAUUGCCUUAACGUGACAAACUGUCGACGCUCGUUAAUUGCUCGUAGCUUUGGAGAGAAAUGGUGUGAGACUGAUUGUCAAGCCGCCUGUGACGUGUGUGUAUGGAAGAAACAAGAUGGUCCCUCAGCCAGCAAACAAUCAGAGGCUACAGCGUCCAAGCAAGAUGUCACCAAACAUUGUCAAGCACUGAUUGAACUUAUUGAGCAUGCCCAGACACAAGAUAAGAGGCUCACUUCACAGAUGCUGAUGGAGAGUUGGCGAGGACAGGGAUCUCACAAACUGGCACACAUUUCAGCCUCAAAGAUGUCUAUUACAGAGUGUGAAGCUCUGCUAUUACACUCUAUGCUGGAAGGAGUUCUAAAAGAGGACUUUCAUUUCACACCCUAUAACACCAUUUGCUAUAUCGGACUGGGGCGAAAGGCAGGGCUAGUCAAGAAGGGAGUUGCUCGAAUCACGCAAGCUGUCAGGUCAUCUGUGAAGUUGUCCUCAUCUCAAAGUGGUUCAAGCUGUAAACCAGACAAAGUAUUGAGCAGGGUGACAAAGCAAACUAUAAAGAGGAAGCUACCAUCAAUGUAUUUAAGCUCGUCAGACGAUGAUGAUUUCAUGCAAGCACAAGGUCGUGCUAAGAAGUGUUGUAGUACUAACACUUCUUGUGAUGUCAUUGAAAUAGACUCCUGAUGUUUAGCAUUUGAUUCAUGAAUGCUACACAAUGUGAUGCUGUAUGAAUGUUGUUGUUUAUAAUUAUGCUGAGUUUCAUUACUGUUGAAA